Messenger RNA from Cheilinus undulatus (humphead wrasse), 4839 nucleotides. It is a transcript of the gene fam131bb, whose product is annotated as family with sequence similarity 131 member Bb. The coding region runs from base 228 to 1478 and encodes 416 amino acids. The transcript has 9 exons. The record is from RefSeq and is a predicted model, not a curated record. NCBI's taxonomy places the organism in Eukaryota, Metazoa, Chordata, Actinopteri, Labriformes, Labridae.
CUACUGUGCGGUCAGGGAGUUUUCACGUUACUCCAACGACUACUUAACUUGGAGGAAAAAACAAUGGACACCGCCCACGGAGAGCCAGCUGUGAUCAUCAUCAGAUGGUGCCAUGAUGCCUGGAGUAUGGGAAGUUUGCAUCAGGCAGCAAGAAGGCAGCUUUGGGGUCCAGUCAGUGUGGAGCGGCGGAUGGCGUGCCAGUCCAGAAGGAUGGGGAGCAGCUGUCUAUGGAAGACACCACAUCAAUCCUGCCGCGGCUCAAAAGGAACUCAAACGCCUAUGGCAUCGGGGCUUUGGCUAAGUCUUCUCUGUCAGGUGUGUCAGGUGUGACUCGCACGAUGAAGGAGCGGGUCACCAAACCCACAGCCAUGGCCCAGGGUCGUGUGGCUCACAUGAUUGAAUGGCAAAACUGGGGCAUGCAGACGGUGGGUGCAGGAGGCAUCCCGCAGUCCCGCAUCACCACCCAAGAGCGGGAAAAGGAGCGGCGGCUGGAGAACGACGCCUACAGUGACCUCAGUGACGGAGAGAAGGAGGCUCGUUUUGCUGCAGGUAUCCUGCAGCAGUUUGCAAUCUCAGAAGCAACACUCCUGGCCUGGUCAUCGAUGGAUGGAGAAAGUCCACGAUCGGGCUCAAAUCAAGGCAGCGUGGCUCAUCUCAGUGAGGUCAACCAGGAGAGCAUCACUAGUAGAGAUCAGAUGCUGCACCAGUCUUCAGUGGAGGUGUGGCCUCACACGUACGUCUCCCAGGGCCACUACUGCCUCUCCUCCUCGGACGCCUGGGAGCCCAUCAACAACGAUCCCUCUGGUGUGGCGUCUCCCCCUGCUGGCUCCUACGUUAUGGGCACUGAGGGGUAUGACGGGCAGGCGGCGGCUCACUUCUUGUCGCAGCAGCAGCAGCAGCAGUUGGCUCUCCAGCAGCAGAGCCAGCUCCAGCAGCUGCAGCAGAUCCAACAGAUCCAGCACUACCAGCAACAGCAGCUCCUGCAGUAUCAGCAACAACAGUCACUGGAGCACCGGCUGCACAGCGCCAACCACUCUUUGCAAGCGACACCUAACAGCACUAUCCACAGUUUGGUCCAUCCCGCUCACCCGCCAUUGGUGGAUCUGUGGAACACGGGGCAGAUGGAGGCCUAUCAGGCGGAGGCUGGAGGCUUCAUGGGUGUGUCGGCGGUGGUAGAGCCGAGCCUCUGUGUUCCCUCUGGAGAGGAGGUGGUGGGAACAGAACACUCCCCGCUGCUGGAGCAGCACGAGGAGGAGGAGGAGGUCAAGGAGGAGGAGGUGACACUUUGCAUGGAGCCAGAGUCAGCCAUGUUGACUCCACCAACGCAACAAGGAGACGCCUCCGGUGGAAGCAGUCCAGGACAACCGCCUGCAGAACCAAUCACAGAGCGAAAGGCUUCUGAUGUCAGCUCCGGCCUCGUUCAGACGCUAGAGGAGAAGGACGAGGAGGGACCUGCCCCUUCCAUGGCAACCAACUGAGCUCCUUGCUGUCAAGGGACUCCUUAUGACAAAAAAAACUGACCGGGGGAGUCAGCGAGGAAUGAGCGUAAUAAUAAAAAUAUAUAUCUAUUAAUCUGUCCCUUUUCAGGUAUCAACAACACCACUUUUUGGUUGCCAGAUGAAUUCUUCAGACUGGUGAGAAACAAAUUUAGAAAUGGACUCACAAUGAGACGAGAGCUGAUGCAACAAAGGACACCUAUUUCUUUGUAAGCCUUACAUCCCAAAGGUAACGGAGGAGAGGAGAGAGGACGCUGAAGAGGAGGAGGUAGAGGAGGAGCACCCACUAAUGGAGAUGUUUCCAUUAGGGAAAUGAAACCACAAGAGAAGAGGGGAACGGAACAUGCAUGCUUUUUAUGAAGACAAGCAACUCGACCCUGUCAUCGUCUUAUAAUAAUAAUAAUGAAAAUCUACUAUAAGAAAACAUUAUAACAAGAAUAAUUUUGUAAGAAAGCAAAAAAGAACAAGACAAAAAUUCUAUGUAUAAGUGUACUAUAAGAUGUAACGUUUUCCUAUUGGAGAACUACUCUGUUUACAGCUGUUACUCAACAUAUUAGUGUUUAAUCAAAUUUAGUUCCCUGUUGCGUCAAACAUACACUGUAUACUUUAAAACCCAAACAGUUCCACGUGUAAUUAAAGUAGGCUCAGAAAUGUCGGCAUUUCAGUGAAAUGCAGAUUAACCCUCAAAGAUAAAUUGAUGAUGUGGCACCACGAUGCCCGAGGCACAACCCAGGGACAGGCGCGUCCUGCUGACUGCACACACUGAACCCUGCACAGAUAAGGAUUGUACUGUAAGAUAGUGUGCUUCCUACUCUGUCUCUGUAUGCAUGUUUCUUCAGAGUACUAUGGAGUACCUGUACUAUACAGCACUGUAUAGACUUUGCACUGAACCAUAGUAUCCCGGGUGGGGCCGCAGUGGGCCUGCGGUGAGUUUUUCAUGGCGGAGGAAUAAAGACAGAGCUGCAUAAGCGAAUCUUUUUUGCACUGAUGCAAUCCUACAGAUCAGAGGUUGCCUUCGGACUGUCCAUGUUACCCAGUUCCCACUCUGAAAGCUUUCAGCACCACCGACAACCAAAACCGAGCCACUUAACAACACAAAACCCUCAGCUGCUUGUUUUUUGUUUUGUUUGUUUUUUCUUUUUUUUGUUCCACAGACGUCGCUGUGAUAAAUUGAGGAUGAUAACCACUAUUUGAAUGUACUGGAUGAAACGCUAGCGUUCGUUUUUGAUGUCUCCUCACGGUCCACAUGGGACAGAUUGAACAAGAUAAGUCUUUAAACUUGGGGAAGGAAGGGAGCUGCUGCAGAUGGAUUCACUGCUUGCUCGCCUACUCUAACACUACACACUAACACACACAAACACACACAAAUAUCUAAAUUGUAACCAGCAAUAGGCAGGCAGAACACUGGCGUCCCAACAGCCCAGUGUCAGCUCUGUCACAUAGAUGUAAAUAGUCUGAGAAUAUUUAAAAAAUCGCCUCUCACAUGCAGUCACAACUGUUCUAGUAAAGUCUGAUUUCUUUAUUUUUUUACACCUCUCAGUCCCAAUUUAUUUUGGGAUUGCUCUCAAGCUUUCAGUCUAUUAUUUUUUUUUCUCAUGUGAACCGCCGCUCAGAGACAAAUGAAACGGAGGAAUGUUUGUGUUGUAAAUAGAGCGAUUAUCACCCAUGAGAGUCCUUUAGUGGGGACACAAAGAUUCAACAGAUGUAGGUCUGAGUUACAGCCUGCGUGCCGCUCAAUCAGCCAAUCAGGGAACAGAAGAGAAGACUUGGACUGAACACUGGAGCCGAACAGAUCGGUGUCUUCCUGCUCGUCGUGAUUACUGUGAAGCAGCUGCCUAGAGUGUGAUAGUGAUUCUAAUGAUGUUUGAGGAAGCAUGUUUUCAUUUCCUUUCUUUUGCUUUCGCCUAAGGAGGUUACGGGUGUUACCCGGUGAGAAGAAACAGUUUUAAAAAACCAUGGACAGGACUGUGUGUGCAUGACUCACUGGCGAACGUUACAACAACACAACGACCACUGUUUCCAUCUUUUCUCUGUCGGGGAGCACCUUCUCCUCUCACUUUGAUGAUUGUGUGAGAAACUUUCAAGAUAAAAAACAACAAAACGAAAUGGCUUAUUGACUUGAAUGACUUUUAUUUAUUGAUUGCUUCUUUAUGCAAUGCUGGGGACAAUGUUUAUUUUUCUACUAACUUGUUGAAAUCCCCUCCAGUAUGAGUUAGAAUAGGUGUCAUGGUUGUAAAGCAGUCUUGUUUCUGUCCGGUUUUGAGCACUUUAUGGUAAAAAUAAAGCAUCACCUUGACUACUUUGUUAGGAAUGGAAAUUUGGCAGCUCUUAUUUACAAAUUAAUUUUAUUUAGUGUUAAAAAUCCCUGAUUCUGGGGCUCAAAACUGCAAACAGAAUGCCUUUACACAAUCACACGUAUUCCUUUAUUUAUUGAACAAUUACUUGGUGGGGAGGAAUAAUAUGACAGCUUGUACAGAGUAUGAUUUUAUGUAGGUUUAAACCCUUUGAGGAGCAGUGUCUAUUUCAUCGGAUUACACAUUUAAAAAGAUCACGUCUUGAAUUUAUUCAAAAACGUGAUAUUAAGCUUGAUGAAAAGACACUACUUCAAUGUGGGCUCUUUUUUUAAUUUAUCAAGAUUUCAAUGAAUGAAUAAACCAAUAAUGAGAAGCCAAAUAUAUUCCUGUGGAUGUUAAGGUUUUCUGAUUACAUCUUUGUUAACCAACUGGUGCGCAGUUCUUCUUUUUGUAAAAGUCUACUGCCAUCUUCCAAGAGUUACAGAAAUUUUCUGCAAGCAUGAUGCUCAAAAUUCUGCUUCUGGUUCUCUGCCUUUCUCCCUCACUUUCUCUUUCUAUCUCUUUGUAUCCGUUCUGUAUACUUGUGUCUGUUUGUCUGUCUGUCAGUGUAGAGUCAGUCGUCUGCUGUCUUUUUGGAAGAAUCACUGCCUGAAAAAACACAUUUUCACAUCAACCAAAGGGGAAACGAGGCAAUCAGACACGUAUCAUAGAUAUAAUUUGGUAACUUGUGGCAAGAAAAAAGAAACUGCUGUAAAUUUGCUGGAUGGCUUCUGUAAAAGUCUGUAUAAAAUUGGAUUUAUUUGUUUAAAAAUGAGCCGGUGUGACUGGUGGGACCAGUGUGCACUCAUGACACACCUAUGCAUGCUAGCUGGACAGUUGUCACAGGAUGGUUCUUCCACGUGGUCCCUUCCUACUCUUCUUCUCUCCUUUUCUGUCUCUGUUUCUCCCUUCCCCUCUUUUUCCUGCACGACACAACCUCCAACACCACCUCCUUUUCCCUGUCUCCUCUUCUUUUCCUCUGGUGGAGAAAGAGCAAAUAAACAAACCAA